AUAAUAAUCUAAGGAAUAAAAACUAUUAUUUGGUGAUAUAAAUAUUUUGAACAACCAACUGGGUUUACUGUAUUCAAAAACCAGAUUAAAAGCAAGUUGAUUCAAAUCGAAUCACUUAAACUCGUGUAUUAGUCAGUUGCCUGUGUUCCAACCGAAAGUAGACGGUUAGGAAGCACACAUCCUGUCUGGUGCGGUGUUUGAAAUCAAGAUGACUUCUUUAGCACUGUCUAGGAUAUACCGGCAGCUACUCGGCCGAUCUUCCACAAAGCUAUAUACACUCCAAACACCUGUUCGUAACCUUAACUUACUAGAAUACCAGAGUAAAAAGCUGCUAGCGGAGAGCGGUGUGGCCAUUCAAGCCUUUCGUGUUCUAGAGGGAAAGAAGGAUGAAGCUAUUUUGAAGGAUUUUAACGUCAACGAAUACGUCGUUAAAGCACAGAUUCUCGCUGGAGGCCGGGGCAAAGGUCAUUUUGAUAACGGCUUUAAGGGAGGCGUUCAUAUCACCAAAGAACGCUCGCAGGUGAUUCCAUUGGUGGAAAAAAUGGUCGGUGCCAAACUCAUCACCAAGCAGACGCCGAAAGACGGUAUUCUGGUGAAGAAGGUCAUGGUAGCCGACAGUAUAAACAUUGUUCGUGAAACGUACCUGUCGAUUGUGAUGGACAGAGAAAACAACGGUCCAGUAAUGAUUGCCUCUCCGGCGGGAGGAAUGGAUAUCGAAGCGGUGGCAGAAAAAACUCCGGAAAAAAUUAAAACCGUUCCGAUUCCGAUUGUAGAAGGCAUUUCGCGUGCCCAAGCCGAAGAGGUUGCCAGAUUUCUAGAGUUUAAAGGUCCCUUGGUUGAGAAAGCUGCAAGUGAGAUCGAGAAGCUGUACAAGCUGUUUGUCAAGGUUGAUGCCACUCAAAUCGAAAUUAAUCCACUGGCGGAAACGGAUGACGGUCGAGUGAUUUCGGUUGACGCCAAGUUGAACUUUGACGAUAACGCAGAGUUCAGGCAGAAGGAAAUUUUUGCCAUGGAUGUCCACGAGGACACAGAUCCGAAGGAGCUGGAAGCUAGCCGGUAUAAUCUAAAUUACAUUGCCAUGGAAGGAAACAUCGGUUGUCUGGUGAAUGGAGCUGGAUUGGCGAUGGCCACAAUGGACAUCAUCAAACUGAAUGGCGGUAGUCCGGCUAAUUUCUUGGAUGUCGGCGGUAACGUCAAAGAAGAUCAAGUACUGAAAGCUUUUCAAAUAUUGACUUCCGAUCAGAACGUAAAAGCCAUUCUGGUCAACGUUUUCGGCGGUAUCGUCAACUGCGCUACGAUCGCGAACGGAAUAGUGAACGCUACCAAAACGAUUGGAUUGCAGGUCCCGCUAGUGGUGCGGCUCGAAGGCACCAAUGUGCACGCCGCCAAAAAGAUCCUUCAGGACUCCGGGCUUAAAAUUGAAUCGGCAAUUGAUUUGGAUGAUGCCGCUCGGAAGGCUGUUCGAGCGAUCAACUAAACUAGGGCUGUGUCCGUUCGAGAACAUUUCGGUUUUUAUACAGGGUUGGGCGCAAUUAUGCAGGGAAAAGUGUUCAAUUUACAGGAUCGUUAUAUCAUUUCUCAACCGAUGAAAAAUCGCGGCAUUUUUUUUAUUCAAGAUAUUGUUUUAUUUAGAAGAAAUAGAAACUUACUAUUGAAGACUAACCUUACUCUUUCCU
Sabethes cyaneus is the source of this 1676-nucleotide messenger RNA. RefSeq names its product succinate--CoA ligase [GDP-forming] subunit beta, mitochondrial (gene ScsbetaG). Gene Ontology annotation, biological process: succinyl-CoA metabolic process; tricarboxylic acid cycle. NCBI's taxonomy places the organism in Eukaryota, Metazoa, Arthropoda, Insecta, Diptera, Culicidae. Gene Ontology annotation, cellular component: succinate-CoA ligase complex; mitochondrion. The coding region runs from base 209 to 1477 and encodes 422 amino acids. The record is from RefSeq and is a predicted model, not a curated record. Gene Ontology annotation, molecular function: ATP binding; succinate-CoA ligase (GDP-forming) activity. The transcript is spliced from 5 exons.